UUGACGUACACUUUGCAAUAUAUAUAGAAGAAGUUGCUGUCUGGUCUGUUCAUUUUGAUUAAAUUUAACAAACGCGAAUAUUGAUUCUUAUUUCAAAGAUGAAAUUUGAAGAGCAAAGUUUUGUAGUCAUUGGUGGUGGUAAAAGAGAAAGUAUUGGCCUAAAUUUUGUUAAACAGCUUCUGGCAACUGAUAUCGAGGUUAAAAUGAAAAUUGCUAUAUUCGAUAUUGUUGAUCAAACUGAUGCAAUUGCUGAUUUAAAAUCGGCAUUUCCAAAAAAUAAUGUUUUAUUUCGUAAAGUUGACGUUCGUAACAAAGUUGAAAUUGAGAAUACUUUCAAAGAACUUAUCAACACUUUUGGCUAUGUUGAUGUUUUGGCCAAUUGCGCAGCAAUCUCAAACGAAUCCGACAUCGAAGAUGUAAUUAAUACAAAUCUUCUUGGAGUUAUGUAUGGAACUUUGACCGCAAUAGAACAUAUGAGUGUUAGCAAAGGUGGACGUGGUGGAAUGAUUGUAAAUGUGUCAUCGAUCGCUGGGCUUGAUCCAUUUUUUUGCUUACCUGCCUAUUGUGCAAGUAAAUUUGGAAUAAUCGGUUUUACCCGGGCGCUGGCACAUCAAAAUUUGGUAGCUGAACUGGGCAUUAAAUUUGUUAUGAUUUGCCCAGGCACCACCAUCACUACUCUGUAUCAAAAUGUAACAUCAAAUAUGUUCGGAACUAAUGGAGCCGACGACAUUUCAAAUUUUGCCAAAAUGCACGGUAGUCAAACUCCAGAAGAGUGCGCCAAAAGUUUAUUGCGUGUACUAAAAGUAUCCGAAAAUGGAUCAACGUGGAUUUUGAACAAUCGAGAAUUUACUGAGGUAAAGUUUCCAACAUAUUUUAGAACAGAACAAUAGGUUUAUUGGAAUGCCAGAUUUUAUAGUUCUUUAAUCUCAAUGAUGUAUCCAUAAAAUAAAAAGUUAUUCAAAGUGAGUUAUUCAAAAUAU
Contarinia nasturtii (swede midge) is the source of this 980-nucleotide messenger RNA. RefSeq names its product alcohol dehydrogenase 1-like. The record is from RefSeq and is a predicted model, not a curated record. Gene Ontology annotation, molecular function: oxidoreductase activity, acting on the CH-OH group of donors, NAD or NADP as acceptor. The coding region runs from base 99 to 890 and encodes 263 amino acids. Lineage: Eukaryota; Metazoa; Arthropoda; Insecta; Diptera; Cecidomyiidae. Gene Ontology annotation, cellular component: cytoplasm. The transcript is spliced from 5 exons.